Molecule: messenger RNA, 1195 nt
Organism: Athalia rosae (coleseed sawfly)
Lineage: Eukaryota; Metazoa; Arthropoda; Insecta; Hymenoptera; Athaliidae
Product: pyridoxine/pyridoxamine 5'-phosphate oxidase
Exons: 6
Coding region: 1-918 (305 amino acids)
Biological process (GO): pyridoxine biosynthetic process; pyridoxal 5'-phosphate biosynthetic process
Molecular function (GO): FMN binding; pyridoxamine phosphate oxidase activity
Source: RefSeq, a predicted model, not a curated record
AUGGUGUCAACUUGCACGCGAAUCCGAUCAAUGUUUCGGCGCCCUGAUACAACAAACACGCUUUUCUACUCGUCUCUUUCCUCGGCGAUCAGCUGUUCGAUCACAACCUCUAGUGUCAGUUACAUCCGUACUUGCAGGAUUUAUUGUCGAGUGUUUUCCGAGUUUUCUUUUGAUAAAAAUAUGGCACAUACAGCCCUUGGUACAGAUAAAAUGAAUGCAAACUGGGAAACCGAUAUUGGAGGAAUGCGAAUCAAAUAUAAAGACAAGAGUGAAACAUUCACUGAGGAUGACUUGAAAAGCAAGGAGCCCUUUGGACAGUUUAAAGCCUGGUUUGAUGAAGCCACUAAAACACCAGGUGUUCUUGAACCAAAUGCAAUGUGUCUGGCAACUGCUACUAGAGAUGGAAUACCUUCAGCAAGAUUUGUCUUACUGAAAGGCUUUGGCCCUGAUGGUUUCAAAUUUUAUACUAACUACGAGAGCCGUAAAGGCCAGGAAUUGGCAGAAAACCCACAAGCAGCUCUGACAUUCUAUUGGGAACCAAUGAGACGUUCGGUUCGCAUUGAGGGAAGGGUCGAAAAGACUUCUUCUGCUGAUGGUGAUGAGUAUUUCCGAGCGCGACCAUUCCACAGUCAGCUAGGUGCCUUGGCCAGUAAGCAGAGCGCCAUAAUUGCCGGAAGAGAAACUCUUAUGAUCAAAGAACGUGAACUGCUGGCACAACAUACUGAAGGACAAGUAGCCAGGCCAGAGUGUUGGGGCGGUUACCGAGUAAUUCCACGUUCCAUUGAGUUCUGGCAGGGUCAAAGUGACCGCCUACAUGAUAGAAUUCGAUUCAGACGUCGAGAGCCAAAAGACAAGCCAGAUGGUAUUUUAAUACACGAGGGCACUGAUGGUUGGGUUUAUGAGAGGUUAUCGCCUUAACAUGUGUUAUUCAUUGCUGGAAAUGUUUAUUUUUUAUUCUGAAACGAUAGCCAAAUCUUCUUAGCAAUAUAAUUCAUAUGAGAUAUUGGGGGUAAAAAUUUUGUCAGUAAUUAUCAACAGUUAUGUGAGAUGUUGGAUCUGCUAUAAUCUCACUGUCAAAUCUCAAGUAUCGAAUGUUAGCUUUAGUAUUUCACGUUGAACUCCUGUAAAAAUAUUUACAAAGGGAAUUCAUUAAUUUCAAGACCUAUGAAAUUAGUUAAAUCAAACAUCCAAACCA